GCAUCAGCAGUUACAUCCCGUGUCUUAGACCAAGACCAUCCACAAGUUCCUCGCUUAGCUGCACGACAGACACUACGCAGCAAUCAUCCUGCAUCAACUCCAGAGAGCUACUGGCGGAGAGCUGUCUUCAUUCCAUUCAUUGACAGCAUGAUCAGUGAACUUGGCAGUAGGUUCACUGACAUGAGCCAUGCAUCAGUGCAAGGACUGCUGCUCCUGCCAAAACACUGCCAGAGCCUCACUCCUCACCACCAGGCAGCUAUCCUGAAGGCUUAUGCUCCAGAUUUGCCUGAUGACCCAACUUUCGAGGCCGAGAUACGCCGAUGGAAGAGGAAGUGGGAGUAUGCAGGUGCUGCUACCUUACCAACCAGUGUUACAGAGACGCUGGGUGCUGUGAAUGAAGUGGCAUAUCCCAACAUUGUCUUCAUUCUUCGCCUGUUGUUGAUAAUACCCGUCACCACAGCCACAGUUGAAAGAGCGAACUCUGCACUAAAGCUGAUCAAAACAGACCUGCGGAGCACGAUGGCACAAGACAGGCUAAAUGCGCUAGUGCUCAUGUUUGUCCACAAGGACUUGUCUGUCAACCAUGAGCGUGUGAUAGACUCUUUUGCGAAGGCAUAUCCGAGACGCUUGCUGUUCCUGGAUCCAACUGCUACAACAGAAGAAGCACAAUCACAGUGACGGUGACAUUGUUUUCAGUGAUGGUUGUAUUGUCGGUCCAUCAGAUUUCUUCUUCAGUUCUGAAUCAGUGAUGUUACUUUUCCACGCUCCUCUGUUUUCUGAUGUUAUAUAUCAACCUGUUUUGCAUGUGUUGAGUAAAGUGAAAUAUAGUUAUAAUAUGAAAAUAUCACAAACUCGACCUCAUUUGAACUGAUGACUAUAAGAUAUUCCUAGAGGGCCAGCUGCGAAAAUGUUGAACAUGGACACGUGACUAACUGGUGACGUCAUUACCGAACCUGACAGACCGCGCCUGUACCUGGUGAGAA
This is a messenger RNA of Corticium candelabrum, 983 nucleotides long. RefSeq names its product 52 kDa repressor of the inhibitor of the protein kinase-like. NCBI's taxonomy places the organism in Eukaryota, Metazoa, Porifera, Homoscleromorpha, Homosclerophorida, Plakinidae. Bases 148 to 678 code for a protein of 176 amino acids. The record is from RefSeq and is a predicted model, not a curated record. Gene Ontology annotation, molecular function: protein dimerization activity. The transcript has a single exon.